UUGUAAUUUUAAAAGCACGAAAACUAAAGCAUGUUUCUAUAUAAAAUGCUGUUGCUUCCUCAAAAUUUUCUAAGUAGAUUGAGAAAAAUAAAACUCUACUAUUUAUUGGGAUGAGUAACUACGUACCAUUUAUUCUCUUGGUGCUAAGUCUGAUAAUAGUUCUGAAGAAUGUUGCACUUGCUGGUGCUGAGAGCAAGGUUCAUAUAGUGUAUCUGGGUGAGAAGCAGCACCAUGAUCCUGAGUUUGUCACAGAAUCUCAUCACCAGAUGUUGUCGUCACUUCUUGGAAGUAAAAAAGAUGCACAUGACUCAAUGGUGUAUAGUUACCGACAUGGGUUUUCAGGCUUUGCUGCCAAACUCACCAAGUCACAAGCCAAGUUAAUCGCUGAUUUGCCUGAAGUUGUUCAUGUCAUACCGGAUGGUUUUUAUGAACUCGCGACAACACGAACAUGGGACUACUUAGGCCUUUCUGCUGCCAAUCCAAAGAAUCUCUUAACUGACACAAACAUGGGUGACCAAGUUAUCAUUGGUGUUAUUGACACAGGAGUGUGGCCAGAGUCUGAAUCAUUUAAUGACAAUGGGGUUGGACCAAUACCAAGAAAAUGGAAAGGAGGAUGUGAAUCAGGAGAAAACUUCAGACCAACAAAUUGCAACAGAAAGCUCAUAGGAGCCAAGUACUUUAUAAAAGGGUUUCUUGCUCAAAACAAAGGGUUCAAUUCCACAAAAUCCCCUGAUUACAUUUCCGCUAGAGACUUUGACGGCCAUGGAACGCACGUCGCCUCCCUUGCGGGUGGAUCAUUUGUUCCCAACGUAAGCUACAAAGGUCUCGCUGGAGGAACCUUGAGAGGUGGUGCACCACGUGCUCGCAUAGCAAUGUACAAGGCUUGUUGGUAUAUGGAAGAGCUAGAAGGAUUGACUUGUUUAAAUUCUGACAUCAUCAAAGCAAUUGACGAAGCUAUGCAUGACGGUGUUGAUGUUUUGUCAAUCUCUCUUGUUGGUCAAGUCCCUCUACUUCCUGAAACUGACAUGCUUAAUGAGUUUGCUACUGGAUUAUUCCAUGCUGUUGCAAAAGGCAUUGUAGUUGUUUGUGCAGGUGGUAACGAUGGUCCAGAAGCUCAGACCGUGGUAAACACAGCUCCUUGGAUCUUAACAGUGGCUGCAACCACUCUAGAUCGGUCCUUUCCCACACCUAUUACACUUGGGAACAAUAAAGUGAUUUUGGGUCAAGCAACCUACACAGGUCCGGAACUUGGCUUAACUAGUUUAGUUUAUCCAGCAGAUGCAGGGAACAGCAGCGGUGUCUGUGAAUCCCUUAAUCUCAACUCCAACCAUACAAUGGCCGGGAAAGUUGUGCUGUGUUUCACAACUUCAAGAACCAACACUGCUAUACCGAACGCUGCAUCUUUUGUGAAGACAGCCGGAGGGCUUGGCCUGAUCAUCUCAAGAAACCCGGUGUACACUCUCAAGCCAUGUGAUGAUGAUUUUCCAUGUGUCGCCAUUGACUACGAGCUCGGGACAGAUAUACUUGCUUACAUACGUUCCACUAGAUCACCUGUUGUGAAGAUACAACCUUCUAGAACACUCUCCGGACAACCUGUUGGUACUAAGGUUGUAAAUUUCUCAUCAAGAGGGCCUAACUCGAUGUCCCCGGCGAUUCUAAAACCCGACAUAGCAGCACCAGGAGUAAGGAUAUUAGCUGCUACAUCUCCCAACUCCACCUUGAGUGCUGGUGGAUUUGCUAUUCUUUCAGGAACAUCGAUGGCGACUCCAGCUAUUGCAGGAGUUAUUGCACUUCUCAAAGCUCUACAUCCUGAUUGGUCCCCUGCUGCUUUUAGAUCAGCCAUUGUCACUACAGGUUCUUUAUCUUCUUCCAACUACAAUAACAACCGAUCAAUAUAUCCAACUCAAGAAAUCGUUGUCUUUACUUUGUGUUAGAUUUACGAUAUCACUACUCCACUGAUAAGAACAGAGAGAGACUAGCACAUCACUAGCUCAGCUCCCAACACACCAUAAGAGAGAAACUAGCACAUCACUAGCUCACCUCUCCAAACACAAGCACAUCGCUUGACCAAUCUUCACAAUAUUCAACAUAAUCUCUCUCGAUACUCAUCUCUCUUAUUUAUACUCUCAGACUGCAACUGCAACUCUCAGAUUGUAACUGCAGACCUUCCAAUUCCAUUAGUGGCUUCUCUAGUUCUCUUCAAACUACUCACUCAAAGUCCACAUCA
Camelina sativa (false flax) is the source of this 2227-nucleotide messenger RNA. The record is from RefSeq and is a predicted model, not a curated record. Lineage: Eukaryota; Viridiplantae; Streptophyta; Magnoliopsida; Brassicales; Brassicaceae.